AUGACUAGAAUAUAUUCCUUAUCAGAUUUACGAUACAUAAAACCAAUAACAUUACGAUCUUGGUUCAAAGGAGGUUCACCUCACGGAAAUGGGAAAUUCGCAAUCAUAGAUGUCAGAGAAUCAGAUUUUGUAGGAGGCCAUAUAAAAGGAUGUUAUCAUUAUCCAGCCGCAAAUUUCCAUUAUACCCUCCGAGAAUUACAUCAAAGAUUAUAUGAUAAUAAAAUCGAUGAUAUUAUAUUCCAUUGUGCUUUGUCACAAGUUAGAGGUCCUUCUUCUACUCUUAAAUUCCUUCGAUCUUUAAAUGAAAUAACUGAUCCAAAAUUAAAGGAAUAUUUUGAUUCGGUGCAUGUUUAUGUACUUAAAGGAGGUUUUACAAGAUGGCAAAGGGAAUAUGGAGAAGAUUCUGAAGUGACAGAACAUUAUGAUAAAGAAAUAUGGCAAUUUGGAAGUAUUUAA
Messenger RNA from Hemisphaericaspora subhashii, 456 nucleotides. Its product is annotated as phosphatase. The transcript has a single exon. Lineage: Eukaryota; Fungi; Ascomycota; Pichiomycetes; Serinales; Debaryomycetaceae. Gene Ontology annotation, molecular function: protein tyrosine phosphatase activity. The record is from RefSeq and is a predicted model, not a curated record. The coding region runs from base 1 to 456 and encodes 151 amino acids. Gene Ontology annotation, cellular component: cytoplasm; nucleus.